This is a messenger RNA of Vigna angularis (adzuki bean), 1207 nucleotides long. Its product is annotated as protein trichome birefringence-like 8. Gene Ontology annotation, cellular component: Golgi apparatus. Gene Ontology annotation, molecular function: O-acetyltransferase activity. The record is from RefSeq and is a predicted model, not a curated record. NCBI's taxonomy places the organism in Eukaryota, Viridiplantae, Streptophyta, Magnoliopsida, Fabales, Fabaceae. The coding region runs from base 194 to 1090 and encodes 298 amino acids. The transcript is spliced from 3 exons.
UGAUGAAAUCAGGUGAAUUCCAGCUUGCUAAGAAGCAGGAGAAAAACAAGGGCUAGUUAGACUUUUAAAACGGUGAAAUAAGUCGUGCUUCCUUUUCUGAUGGAUCUUCUUCAAUGACUCAGAAAAAGAACCCUCAAAAUAAACACCUUAAAUUACUUUUUUAAGCCUCACAUUGUUUUAAUAGAAUGCGAAAAUGAAGAGAGAAUCAACAUGGGCACUCUAUUUUCUUGUGCUCUUACUCACAUCCAUAUUCUUCUUCAAUUUCGUAUACCCUUUUGAUCGACAAUUUCUUUCUCGUCUUGCUUUUUUCUCAUCAUUAUCAUCAUCAUCGUAUUUCGCUACAAAGAAAUCGCCGUUCAUCGGAGUCUGUGAUUACUCCAGAGGGCACUGGGUUUGGGAUGAAACCUACCCACUUCGGUUAUACGAUGAAAACUGUCCCUUUCUUGAUCCAGGAUUCCGGUGCCACCAAAACGGACGCAAAAAUGAAAGCUUUCGCAAAUGGCGAUGGCAACCUGAUGACUGUGAUAUUCCCCGAUUCAAUGCGAGUGUGGUGCUAGAGAGAAAUCGCAAUGGACGCAUUGUGUUUGCGGGUGAUUCUGUGGGAAGAAACCAGUGGGAGUCUUUCCUGUGCAUGCUGACAAAAGGGGUUUCUAACCUCUCCAGAAUACAUGAAGUGAAUGGAAAUCCCAUAAGCAAACACAAAGGGUAUCUGGCCAUGAGGUUUCAGGAAUACAACUUGACAGUAGAAUACUACAGAACACCCUUCUUGUGUGUUAUAGGUCGUCCACCCAUCAACUCAUCCAAUCAUAUAAGAAGAACUAUCAGGCUUGACGAGUUGCACUGGUAUUCCAAACAAUGGGUUGGAGCUGAUAUUCUUAUUUUCAAUUCCGGACACUGGUGGAACCCAGACAAAACUAUCAAGUCGGGCAACUACUUCCAGGAAGGAGGGAGGGUAAGGAUGAUGAACGUGAAAGAAGCAUUUUUGAGAUCCUUACAGACGUGGAAAUCAUGGGCAUUAAACAAUCUAGAUCCUAGGAGUUUCGUCUUCUUUCGUAGCUUCUCCCCCGUCCACUUCAGGCAAGUGCAUUGACAUGUUUUUUCUGGGCCUGACACUCAAACAAACACCCUUCAAGACAAUCUUUGAUACGAAAUGCCCGAGUCACCCUGCAGAAGUUAGUUUUCAAGGGUAUAGAGUCGAUUUAAUUUA